GACUCGGAAAAGAAUGGCGUAGUUGUGUGUUGAUUUGUUUUUACGUUUUGUAUAUAAUUAUUUUAUAUGUUUAAGACGUAAAUCUUCGCGAUUUAAUGAUUACAUUAAGUAAUUCGUGUUUACAGUAAUUAAUGUGAAUCGUAUACGUUGUGAAAAAGAGAAAACGGAUAGCCUAAUUUAGCUGUGUUGACUGAUAACGCUUUAUGCAAAUAAACUUAGAAGUAAUAAAUAAUGUCCGUGACUACCAUGGCUUCAAGUAAAAGUAGGGAAGACUCUGAAGAUGGGAAUAUACCGGGCAUUAGAAGUAACUCGGUAAAUGGUACGGCUAGUCCCAGCUCGUCCAUGAAAAUACCAUUGCCUCCACGUUUGUGGAUGGGAGAUUUUGAUGAUGAAUCCUCUGACGAGAAUGGUGCAAAGGAAGACGGUGCCUUCGAUAGAGUUAAAGUUCGUGCACGGUACCGUCAUCAUAAACGUGGGACCACUGUCCCCAUUGGUAUAUUUUGGGACAUUGAAAAUUGUCAGGUCCCACGAGGAUGUUCCGCCAUUGAUGUGGUGGCAGCAAUCCGGUCCAAGUUCCUUUUGGGUAGACGUGAGGCUGACUUUGUGGUUGUGUGUGACGUGAGAAAGGAAGCCGUUAAUAGGUUACAAGAACUUAAUGAUGCUCAAGUUAGUCUUAUACAUGUAUGUGGUACGCAAAAGAAUGCUGCGGAUGAGAAGUUAAGGCAGUGUAUGAGGAGGUUUGGGGAGCUCCACUCGAGCCCCGCAGCUCUACUCUUGAUCUCAGGAGAUAUUAAUUUCGCAGCUGAUCUGAGUGACUUUAGACAUAGGAAAGGUAUGGAAGUCAUAUUGGUACACAAGCAGAACACAUCAUCAGCACUGAUAACAUGUGCGUCAUCUCAUUACUGCUUCAAUGAACUAACAGCAGACUUGCCAAGAAAUCCAAAGGUAACUAAUUCUGAUGAAUAUGAGGAACCGACAUGUGAAAUGGAAGUGACAAAUUUGCCAGUGGACCAACCAAAGGAGCGUGUAUCUAGGAGGCUUAGACGUCUGUCGGAUAACUGCGGUGGAAAAGUACUAAGGGUGACUGCGUCUACGGCUAUGCUUCGGUUUCCUACACCUGAUCAUGCUUCUAGAGCUUUAAAACGUAUGGACGGCGAGGACGUGUUCGGUCGAAAGAUCGGUACGCGGUACGCCCGCAGCGCGCUCCAGCCGACAUACUCCAGCGACGAGGGGUACAGCACCGCCGCCAGCGCGCAGCGUGCGUACGCGCCGCAGCAAGCGCCAGUAGCGUGCGGUACGCAGGCGAGCGGGUCGUGGGCGUUGGCGCUGCAGGUGUUGCCUACGCCGACUCCACCCCCGCUAGACUUCUGUCCGUCGCAGGCGCCGCGCCCGCGCAAGAUCACUGGCGCGCAUGGUUCCGUGAACCUGGACCGGUCGGGAUGGUCGUCCAGCGCGGAGCACAGCCGUGCGGCGUCGCCGUGGAACUCGUCGGCCAGCUUCAGCGAGCCCGAGCCCGACCUCGACACGGCCGACCUCACCGUCACCAACCUGCCGCCCUACGAGCCGGCCGUGCUGCAGGACAUGCUCACGAAGCUAUUCAAUCAGUACGUGCCUAUUAUACGCGUGACGGUUUGGACGGCGGGGGAGGGGCCUCUGGCGACUGUCGUACUCCGCUCCGAAUGGGACGCUCGCAUCGUCAUAGCUCGCAUACACAAAAGAAGGCUGGACAACCACUGGGCUGGGAGACGCCUGGAGCUAUCCCUAGGCAGACCCAACCCAGCCCCAAACCUAGACGUCCUAAGAGCCAGGCUGAGGGCAAUUCUGCUAGACCAGAAAAACUACACCCUCCCCCUCCUGAGAUUAAGAGAUGCGUACGCCAGCCGCCACUGCUGCGCCCUAACCACUUCUGACAUCGCGAAGGUCAAGGAUACGGUGAUCAUCCACGAGGGCUUCGGAAGAAUGGUCCAGCUGAUCGACCAUACCCCAGUGAACAGCUCAGAGAUGGAGGAGGCACCGUGGAAGUGCCACAUCCAUGCCGGAGUGAGCACGGGGCACGAAGACGGCAGUAGGAUCCUGCAGCCGGUGUUCAUGGAGAUCUCGAUUUUGGCCAAGAAUGUGAAUAUGCUGCUGGAGAACCAUGGAGGCAUUUUGCCAUUGUUGAGUUUCGUUGAGUGCUACGAGUCAAUGUUCCCCGCGCUCGUGACUGACAGCCGGCACGGGGUGGCACUGGAGUUGCUCCUCCGCAGCAUCCCCGCUGUUGAGGUUAAGGACAGCCCCUCGCGACACCUGACGUGGUCUUCGCGUCCGCACACACCGCAUUUGUACCACAGCGAAACUAUCCGCUCUAAUGGUGAGCGCGAGAAGCCGCGUACUGCGCCGUCUCUGGAGCCCAUGCUGGCGCUGUUCGAGCGGGAACUGAUAGACCUGCUGCGCACCGCGCCGCGCUGCUCCAUACCGUUCAGCAAGCUUAUCCCUGCAUUCCAUCAUCAUUUCGGUCGUCAAUGCAGAGUUGCUGACUAUGGUUUCACCAAGCUACCUGAUUUGUUGGCGGCUCUCAGUACUUCCAUUGUUGUGUUAGGUUCUGGGUCGUACCGCGUGAUCACGAUUUCCGCGACCGCUCAGAACCGGCGCUGGACGUCCGAUCUCAUCAAGCUGCUGAAGGCUCAGCCCGGCCGAGCGGUCAUGUUGCAUGACGUACCACAACUCUAUCAAGCCACCUUCGGCCGCCCCUUCUCACCAGUAGAUUACGGCGUGUGCACCGUAGAGGAGCUCCUAGAGAAAGUCGCACCACAAAGCAUUAUCAUGGCCGACGGCAUGCUAUCCCUCCCCCGUCGCACCCCAACACCGGAGGAGCAAGCGAGAACGAUAGAGUUCGGCAUCCAAGCCGUCGAACUCCUGUGCUACACGCCCAAUUUAAGGAUGGAGUUCUCCCGCUUCGUGCCCGCCUAUCACUCCCACUUUGGAAGGCAACUCCGCGUCGCCCACUACGGCUGCGUUAAAUUGGUCGACCUAUUCGAGCUGAUACCCGACGCGGUGUCAGUAUACUGUGAGGCCAACGGAGAGAGAAGCGUCAGACUGACUGCCAAAGCAGCACAAGCGGUUAUGUCUCAACGGCUCAAGGCCUUAGCUCCUAUAGCCUUGUCAUUGUUAACCGCUAGAUACACCGCUCAGUUCGGGGCACCCCCGUCGCCUGAUGUUCUAGAAGUGAAGACGCUCGAAGCGAUGGUGUACGCUUGUGGAGGUUUCGUGCAGGGAGGAAUAGUGCAUAUGCCCGGGGAAUCCCCACGCUGGGCCAGCGCGGCGUUGGCUGCCUGCGCGGUCCUAUCCGCCGAUCGGAGCGUAGCUCGGGGCUCCACUGAGGAGUACUUCGUGAGCGCCUUCCGGGCUUUGGUCGGGGCGGAGCCCGAUCUGCCGGAGCUGGCCGGGGCCGGAGUCCUGGAGACAGCCGGACGCCAUGUCCGCCUGUCCAAUACUUGGCGUUGCGUGUGGCGCGUCGCUCAGAUGCUCAGCGAGCGCUCGCCCAUGUCCAGCAAGGAUAUAUUCGUGGAGUUCUCUAAGCACUACGGACCGUCCUUCCCGAAGGCUGAAUUGGGCAUAGAAGCGGUCGGCGUGUUCCUCCGUCAGUACGCGGCUAUAUUCACCGAGAACGGGGAUCAGUGGUCGCUGUGCGGCGGCGUGAUGCCGCAGCGCCGCGACCUCGUCGCCAAGUGUGUGGAGGACUACUCCGUGCACGACACACCGCCCGGACAGAAGGGUUCCCGCGUGUUCGAAUCUCCAAAGACGGGUCUAUGGUGCUCGCCGCCAGCCAGCGCGCUGCCCGCGCCCACCGCACUCCUGGCGCAGGAUAAUAAACGUCGCACUCGUCUGGCGGCGCAGUUCGACGCCGCUUAACUCAUUCCCGACCAACGAGAAGCAUUCCUCAUGCAUGUUCUAAUUCUACAGCUCCUCAACUUUUACCGUUCAGACAAAUAAGUGUCCUAUGAUUGUGAUGUCUAUAACAAUAAUGUUUUAAGAUGGUGUAUAUUUUUGUGUUGUUUCUAGGCUAAAAGAUGUAUAUCGUUGGAAAAAUGUUUCGCACCUCUGCAAAGUGAGCUCUGACCACGCAUUUAUUUGAAUUUUAUGAAUCAACUUUUAUUUGUGUAUCAAAUGUUAUUUUUUUAAUCUUUGACUAUGAAUUUGAUUCAUAAUCUUCGUAUGCAGUAUUACAUACUUAAACUACAUAUCAGAUUGUUUUGAGCUCAAAUAGUGUAACUUACGUGUAAGUUUAUUUUAUUGUUAAUAUUAUUUUUGUAUUUAUCAGAUCCGUGUGUUUUACUCUGGUAUCGUGAUUUCGGAGCUACUCAUUGGCCAGGUGUAGGAAACAUUUUUCGAAUGUUCACUAAAGUACAAUAAUAUGUAGUAGAUGUUAGUUUUUGUAUAGUGUUUUAUCCUUCGAUGUGAUCUCCGCUGAUUCUAAGUAUUUAACGUGAUCCGAUCGGCUUUAAAUGACUUAAUUGAAAAAAUAUAGUUGAAAUUCACGUACCUACUUAAUAUAACGUACGUUAAGAGGUUUUAUGUUAAGGUAUUUGGAAUCGGAUAUGUGCGAGUCGUGAAAUAUCAACAAUUCGAAUUUAUUAUUUUAGAUAACAUUUAUGGUAACUCGAAAAAUUUAUAUACAUGUGUAAAUGUUUAUAAAAUUCUUAAAUAUUUUUAGUGAGGCGACUGCACGGUCGCGAGUGGAAGUCAAUUAAAGAUGUUCAAAUGUUUUAUAAAAGUAUUCGAUGUACAAUUGUAUACAUAGCUUGUGCCUGAUUUUGCGAGGAUAGGGUUGCCAGGUCGCUUAGCCAAAAAGCCGGACAAAGGAGCCAGCUUGGCCGGACAUUUGUACAAAAAAGUCCUGCUAUACAUAGCUUGUGCCUGAUUUUACGAGGAUAGGGUUGCCUGGUCGCUUAGCCAAAAAGCCGCACAAAGAAGCCAGCUUGGCCGGACAUUUGUACAAAAAAGUCCUGCUAUCGAUUACUUAGAAUCUGAACUCUUAGUGAAGGAAUACGUUCGUAAUUUUCUGUUUUAUUAAAAACAAUUUUACAUUUCAUUAGGUGUAAAACCUAAAAAUAGUUGAUUUUCAUAUAAAAUUAUCGAUUCAAAGCUCUACAAAAGCCGGACUCCUC
Messenger RNA from Aricia agestis (brown argus), 5147 nucleotides. RefSeq names its product meiosis regulator and mRNA stability factor 1 (gene Marf1). Gene Ontology annotation, cellular component: cytoplasm; peroxisome. NCBI's taxonomy places the organism in Eukaryota, Metazoa, Arthropoda, Insecta, Lepidoptera, Lycaenidae. Gene Ontology annotation, biological process: post-transcriptional gene silencing. Bases 232 to 3891 code for a protein of 1219 amino acids. Gene Ontology annotation, molecular function: mRNA base-pairing post-transcriptional repressor activity; CCR4-NOT complex binding; RNA nuclease activity. The record is from RefSeq and is a predicted model, not a curated record. The transcript is spliced from 17 exons.